AUGUCGUUGAGAAAGUGGCUUACACGCAGCGACAAGCCGAGCAGGCACAAGCCGGCAACACAGGGUUUGCAUGGCGAGAUAGAUUCGGCCGCGAAAGAUACACAGGCUGGUGGAGCGAAGGGUGAUGGCGCAGAAUUAUCCCUGGGAGGCAAAAUUUUGAGCAUGAUAACGCCGUCGGACGGCAAUAGCUCGUCUUCCUCGGGCCCCGACGGUGUCACAGAAAAUGGAUACCCCAGCGGCAACCGCGAGACCGGCAGCCAUAUUCACGGCAGCCAGGAUGCUAGCGACCCUGUGUCUGAGAAGGCGUACCAUUCUUCGUCCGCGAUCAGCGAUUUUGAGGACCUGGAGUCUGAAUACGACUACUUUCCCCUGAUCAAGCCUUCAGUGACGCCUCUCUUGCCAUAUGGAGAUGGCUCAAACAAGGUUUUUGGCUACGAAAACUUUGGAAACACCUGCUACUGCAAUUCGGUGCUGCAAGUCAUUUACAACCUACCAGAGCUCCGCGUAAACCUGUUAGAAUUCCCAGAAAGGCCGUCUUCCCUGCCUCGGAGGCGAAAGUCUGAGAUGCCUGGCAUCAAGCCUCGAAUUUUCGACGAUACCAGCUUUACCCAUUCGAAUAACGGGAGCGAGAAUGCCAAGAAAAACUCCAGUUCCAGCGGAAGCGCAGGCUCUCUCGGAAAAGAGCCUUCCAGGAAAACCUCUGCAUCCUCUCUGAAACCUGGGAUGUCAGCACGAGCUCAGCGCUUGCAUAACGCCUCUGUUGUUCAUGGCACGGUGAUGGCCUCUGAUGCUAUAACGGAAAAACUGCAUGAAGGCUUCACGCGAAUCGUUGUUGGGCGCGUGAACGGGAAAAGCCAAAAGAGGUCUGUACAAAGGACGCCGCCAUCGAACUCGGCAUCAUCGUCUUCGAGCUCUGUCAUGGAGUCAUCCCCUCCAAAUAUCUCGCUAGCGUCUUCUACUAGACCCGAGGAAACGUCAAGUGAAGAACGGAAAAGUUCUGCCCUUAUAAGAGGCCCGGUUUUGAAUGUUGAUCAUUCUCUGAUCGACUACCUGCCGCAGGGAGAGAAACCUAGCUUAUACACUGCAUUGAAGGACCUUUAUGAAAGCAUUACUGAGAACAAGUUUUUAACAGGCGUCGUGUCUCCAAUACAAUUUGUCGAGACUUUAAAACGAGAGAAUAUUCUCUUUAGCAGUACCAUGCAUCAAGAUGCCCAUGAAUUUUUGAACUUUUUGUUGAAUGAUAUAAGUGACUACAUCAACGCACAUUCCAAAAACAACAUCCAAGCCCAUGAAACAACAAACCCUAUGGAUGACAACCACUUGAAUUUUGUUGACCGACUCUUCAAAGGCACUUUGACAAAUAGAACCAAGUGCUUGACAUGUGAUAACAUGACGUACCGUAAUGAACCAUUCUUGGAUUUCGCGAUAGAAGUUCAAGAUGACGGCGAAACCGACAUUCAGACAACUUUGGCUGACUAUCACCAGAAAGAACUACUUAACGGUGCCAACAAGUUUUAUUGUGACGAGUGCUGUGGCCUACAGGAGGCCGAGAGGGUUGUUGGUCUAAAACAACUACCAUUUUACCUCGCUUUGCAUAUGAAGAGGUUCAAAUACUCAGAAGAACAAAACUGCAAUGUUAAGCUGUUCAAUAGAAUACGAUACCCGCUCGAUCUUAAAGUUUGCUCUACCUUUGAUGCAUCUGUCUGCAAACAGUACGAGCUGGUAGGCCUCGUUGUUCACAUGGGCGGGGGCCCUCAUCAUGGCCAUUACGUCUCUCUCUGCAAAAAUGAAAGGUUUGGGUGGCUUCUUUUCGACGACGAAACAGUUGAGACAGUGAAUGAAUCAACUGUGUUGAAGUUUGUUGGAAACUCCGACGACCUCACAACCGCCUACCUGCUGUUUUAUAGAGAGAAGACCGCCGGGGCCACUAGUGGUAAUGACAAGUCGCAGGAAUAUGCCGAAUGCGUUGACGAAUUGAUAAAACUUGACGAGAAAAUACGGGUUGGCUCAGAAAGCGGCAAAAACGAUCAAAAUACAACCCUUGAGGAGGUGCCCGAGGAACGCCGGGGAGAGAGAAAGUUAUCGAGCAAAGGGUUAAAGAGGCGUUCAAGAAUUUUUAGCUUCAAAAGGUCGCCGAAGGACUAA
Messenger RNA from Lachancea thermotolerans CBS 6340, 2145 nucleotides. Its product is annotated as KLTH0C06732p. Gene Ontology annotation, cellular component: nucleus; cytosol. The transcript has a single exon. Gene Ontology annotation, molecular function: cysteine-type deubiquitinase activity; cysteine-type endopeptidase activity. The record is from RefSeq and is a predicted model, not a curated record. Gene Ontology annotation, biological process: protein deubiquitination. NCBI's taxonomy places the organism in Eukaryota, Fungi, Ascomycota, Saccharomycetes, Saccharomycetales, Saccharomycetaceae. Bases 1 to 2145 code for a protein of 714 amino acids.